Molecule: messenger RNA, 1545 nt
Organism: Magallana angulata
Lineage: Eukaryota; Metazoa; Mollusca; Bivalvia; Ostreida; Ostreidae
Product: glutathione-specific gamma-glutamylcyclotransferase 1-like
Exons: 3
Coding region: 143-817 (224 amino acids)
Biological process (GO): glutathione catabolic process
Cellular component (GO): cytoplasm
Molecular function (GO): glutathione specific gamma-glutamylcyclotransferase activity; gamma-glutamylcyclotransferase activity
Source: RefSeq, a predicted model, not a curated record
CAGUAAACACGACCUUGGGAAUUUGUUGAGACUGGAUCUUUAAUUAGCUUACGUGUCGUGAUGUAUUUUCUAGGUUUCUUAGAUCGUUAAUCAUAUUAAAACGGAAACUGAACUUUUAAAUAAAUGUUCCCUUAGGAACAAAAUGUCGAAGAAAGCAGACUUGUUGAGUGGUAUCAAUGAAGAAGACCAAACUCUGGUCUUCAAAGUGUUUGGUUACGGGUCUCUUUUGUGGAAAGUGAACUUUAAUUAUUCUAGUCGUGAUCAUGGUCAUAUCGAAGGGUUCCAGAGAAAAUUCUGGCAGAACAAUAAGACUCAUCGUGGGACGGAAGAAAAGCCCGGACGAGUAGCCAUUCUUCACGAAACUGAAGAAGACAAAACACUCAGCGGUGUGAUGUUUACCAUUAAGGGUGCAUCAGACAUUGAGGAUGCCAAACAGAAAUUGGAUACACGGGAAACAGUGCUGGGUGGUUACAUCUCAAUUCAGACCACGUUCUACGAUGAAUAUGGUGUCCAGUCCGCUGUUACUGUAUUUACAGCUACCCCUGACAAUGACCUCUAUGUGGGACAGAUUUGUGAUCAUCCUCAUGAUGACGUAGAACACAUAAGUACACAGGUUGUCGGUGCCCAAGGUCGCGCUGGAUCCAAUGCAGAAUACGUCAUCAAACUGGCAAAAUAUGUUAGAAGACAUUUUCCAAACGAGGACGACGAACAUUUAUUUUUGCUCGAGAAAAAAGUCACCGAAAAAUUGAGUAAUCGUUCGCGGACAGUUCAAAUCAACUACGAACAACUGAAUGGUAUAAACCAUCAUGAUAUUUGAUUUUCUAAAUGUCACAACAUAUGAUGCUACGAUUGUAAUAUUUAUGAAUAUGUUUACAUUGUUUUAUCUGUAACAUGAAUGUACGAUGGUCAGUAUAUCAUAUUUAAAUUAUGUUUAUCAAUAAUUAUCACUUAUUGAUUAUUUUAGAGCUAUGAUUCUCGUUGAUUCUUACUAUAUACGUACAGAACGUACGCUUAAACCCAGCUGUAAAAUUUAAAAAAAAAGACUAAAAGGAAACCCUUAGAGCUUUAAAAAAGAUUUUUGUGAUGGUGUGUAAUAGCAAAUUUCCAAAUUAAAUAUUUUUUUAAAAAUGCAUUUGCUAAUGUUUAACGAAAGCUUGGCUUUUUUAAACUAACAGCAAUAAAAUACGUACCGGUCACAGAAAUGCAAUUAUAGAAUGCGAAUUUUGUAAAAUCCUUUCAAUAUUCAUACCAACAAAUAUCUUAGCCACAUGUCGCUUAUCUUGCCAAAAACAAUGGUUUAAGAACGUUAUUGAAUUUUGGACGCACCUUUGCACACGUGGAACCAAAUCAAUGUUAUUUACGUCGCAGAUGCGCAAAGGCUUUCCCCUACCUACAUUCAGAGCAAUAUGAGUUGCUAUUGUGUGCAAUAAUUUUCAUGACGCCCUCUACACUUUAUGUUGGUAUCUGUUUUCACAUGUAAAAAAUACAUGCUAAAAAUACAAAUUACGGUUAUGUGUUGUUUAUUUUCAGAUUCUGUGCAAGGAG